AAAGUUCGACUGCUCAGAAGGAGCAGAUCUCGGGAGGGGGAGCCCAGCCAAGGGGCUGGGCAGGAGGUCUCCGGGGCGGCGGCAAGUGCCGGAGGACCGCAGCCCUGCUGCGCUCCGGAGGCGACGCAGGGAUAGGCGCUCUCUGGAUUGCACCGCAGGCCGAGGGCCGGCUGCCCCCUCUCGGUGCCCGCCCCUCCCCGACGGAGGUGAAGCCACUCCGAAGUUGCCGCCUUAGAGGUGCCGGGGAUGCAACACGCAGACACGUUCCGAACCCUGGGCUCCGCAGGUCCCCGAGUGCGGUGAGAUCGGUUAGUGCCUCACAGCCGGGCCCUGACCGGCCGCAGAUGCGCUGCCGCGGGCGAUGCGCAUCUACCAGGUUCGCAGCCUUCCUGCCUUCCCUCCGCACGCUCUGGUACCUCGCCAGGAGGGGGACAACACGCGCCGGCUCGCCGCCUUGUCUUCACUUUGUAUAAUAAAGGAUGUCAUUAGGUUUACGUGUGGCAUAUGCUAUUGCCCCCACCGUAAAACUAAAAUUAGCAAAAUGUCAGGAAUGGAAAGAUUGAUUCACCCAAGAUGCAAUUAUCAUUUAAAAAGUGCUUGAUUGAGAUGCUGAUGCUCAGUGAUUUAUUCUGCAUACCAUAUACAUAAUUAAAGUAGUGUAGUGGAGCAAUUUAUCAAUCUAGUUUAGACUACGGGGGCAAGGAGCUGCUGCCGCUGCUGCUGCUGCUCUAUGUUUGUUUUAUUAAAAAGCUUUCGGGAUCCGAUCCCGCCCCCUUUUUGCGAGACUGAAACUGAUUAUUUCUUCAACUCGAGAGAAGAGAGUCAUUCGUAUGGGAUUGUGAGAGAGGUAGAGAAAUAGAGACACGGAGAAAGAGAAGAAAAAGGAGGAAGAGAGAGAAGCAGAAAAGGACACCUCAUCAGGAGUGUAGUUUCAACCCCUUUCUCGCCUCCCCCUUCCCCUCCGCGAUGUUUCAAAGGCUGUGAGCUAUUCGUCUUUUCCCAUUCGCCUGCUGCCACUUCCUUCCUGGACGAUCUCAGGACGAGUCCGGUUACUUUUAAUCCGACCAGCAGCUCAGCCACUUUCUCCUCCUCCACGCAGCACACACACACACACACACACACACACACACACUCAUACAAACACUCACACACACACACACACGCACACACACACUCACACGCGCGCGCGCGCGCGAGCACACCCCAGGCACCUUCUGGCUGCUUAUUGGAUUGACUUUGAAGGUUGUGUGUGUGAUUCAAGGCGGUUGCAUGUUGAACCAGGUGGUGAAUAUUUAAGACUGGAAGAAGCAGAGGGAUUUUUUUCUUUUUCCUAUGAAAGGAAAAUAUCUGAAGGACUAGUCUGAUCAGCCAACAGCUAACUGUUUACAAUUUUGCUUUUGAACAGAUACAUACCAUGCCUAACGAAGCUCUGAAAUCUAGGAUAGGAGUUAGAAACAUGAAGAGAUGUUUGAAUAUGAGGACAGUGGGCAUGCUUUCCACUCCGGCUCUUUUUCCAGACUCAUUAGAAACAAAGGUACCAUUUGAAUAGAACAUUUCAAAAGAAGAUCUUCUUAUCUUCUCUUCUGGACCACCCUGGGAAGAAUGUAUAAAGAUGUACCACUUCUUUGAUCAAGAGCAUUAUAAGCAGAUUUAAGCAGUUUUCUAAGUCCCUCUUGGGUGUACGUGUGUGCUUGCCAUUCACACAUCCUGAAAUGAGAUGGAAUGUGAAGCAUGAACAAAAAGAAUAAUAAAAAAGAACAUAGAUGGAAAGAAAUGAAGAUUUUUUACUAUUAUGAAUGUCUUGCCUUUCUUCCCCGUGUACAAAAGGAAGACUUGGCCAGGAACGGAUGCAGGGGACUGUGAUCUGAGUGGUGCAAGUGCUGAAGAAGGAGGUUUGUUUUGAGGAAACAGGAAAGAGGAAUAAAAGAGAAGGGAAAAAUACGUAAUUUUAAGGAAGAAGGAGAGAAAAAAAAACGGGGACUAUGGGGAGAAAAAAGAUUCAGAUUACAAGGAUUAUGGAUGAACGUAACAGACAGGUGACUUUUACAAAGAGGAAAUUUGGGUUAAUGAAGAAGGCUUAUGAGCUUAGUGUUCUGUGUGACUGUGAGAUUGCUCUAAUCAUCUUCAACAGCACCAACAAACUGUUCCAGUAUGCCAGCACUGAUAUGGACAAAGUGUUGCUGAAAUAUACGGAGUAUAAUGAACCACAUGAGAGCCGAACAAAUUCAGAUAUUGUUGAGACAUUAAGAAAGAAAGGACUUAAUGGCUGUGACAGUCCAGACCCUGAUGCAGACGAUUCAGUAGGUCACAGCCCUGAGUCUGAGGACAAGUACAGAAAACUUAAUGAAGAUAUUGAUCUAAUGAUCAGCAGGCAAAGAUUAUGUGCUGUUCCACCACCAAACUUUGAAAUGCCAGUUUCUAUCCCAGUGUCCAACCACAACAGUUUGGUAUACAGUAACCCAGUCAACUCACUGGGAAACCCCAACCUUUUACCACUGGCUCAUCCUUCUUUGCAAAGGAAUAGUAUGUCUCCUGGUGUGUCACAUCGGCCUCCAAGUGCAGGUAACACAGGUGGCUUGAUGGGUGGGGACCUCACAACCGGUGCAGGCACCAGUGCAGGACAACUGCAAUGCCAUCAGAGCCCUUUUCAUCUUUUUAAACUUAAAGAGGAAGUUACCAUUGACAGUUAUAGGACCUCCAUGGCAAGAAUGGGAAAUGGAUAUGGAAACCCCCGCAACUCACCAGGUCUGCUGGUCUCACCUGGCAACUUGAACAAGAAUAUGCAAGCAAAAUCUCCACCUCCAAUGAAUUUGGGAAUGAACAACCGUAAACCAGACCUCCGUGUGCUUAUUCCACCUGGCAGCAAGAGUACCAUGCCAUCAGUGUCUGAGGAUGUUGAUCUGCUUCUGAAUCAAAGGAUAAAUAACUCCCAGUCUGCUCAGUCAUUGGCUACUCCAGUGGUUUCCGUAGCAACUCCUACUCUACCAGGGCAAGGGAUGGGAGGAUACCCAUCAGCCAUCUCAACAACAUAUGGUACUGAAUAUUCUCUGAGUAGUGCAGAUAUAUCAUCUCUCUCUGGUUUUAAUACUGCCAGUGCUCUUCAUCUUGGUUCUGUGACUGGCUGGCAACAGCAACACCUACAUAAUAUGCCACCAUCUGCCCUCAGUCAAUUGGGAGCUUGCACUAGCACUCAUUUAUCUCAGAGUACAAAUCUCUCCCUGCCUUCUACUCAAAGCCUCAACAUCAAGUCAGAACCUGUUUCUCCUCCUAGAGAUCGUACCACCACACCAUCGAGAUACCAACAGCACACGCGCCAUGAGGCGGGGAGAUCUCCUGUUGACAGUUUGAGCAGCUGCAGCAGUUCCUACGAUGGAAGUGACCGAGAAGAUCACCGGAAUGAAUUCCACUCCCCCAUUGGACUCACCAGACCUUCGCCGGACGAAAGGGAAAGCCCAUCUGUCAAGCGCAUGCGGCUCUCUGAAGGAUGGGCAACAUAACAUUAUAACCUAUUAGUUGAGAUUUUUUUUUCUUGCAGUGUGUGUGUGCUAUACUCUAAUGGGAGGGGGGAGGGGGGAAGGGUCGAUAUACAUUAUAUGUGCUGUGUGUGAAAAAAAAAGUCAGGUACUCUGUUUUGUAAAAGUACUUUUAACUUGCCUCAGUGAUGCAGUAUAAGGAUAAACAGAAAUGCUGAGAUAAGCUUGGCACUUGAGCUGUACAACAGAACACUUGUACAAAAUAGAUUUCAAGGCUAAUUUCUUUUCACUGUUGUGCUCCCUUGCAAAAUGUAUGUUACAAUAGAUAGUGUCAUGUUGCAGGUUCAACGUUAUUUACAUGUAAAUAGACAAAAUGAAAACAUUUGCCAGAAAAUGGCAGAUCUUUACUGAGAGAGAAAGCAGCUGUUAUGCAACAUAUAGAAAAUGUACAGAUGUUUUGACAGAUCCAGCAGUUGGGUGGCCAUGAAUUUAUGCUAGAAAGAGACUGAGUCACCUAACAUACUGAAAAUGCUCACAAACAUGCAGGCAUUUUGUUAGAGUAUGGCACUCAGUUAAAAAGGAUCAAACCAUUUCAAGAGGACCAUACUUAUAGAAAUGUUGAGUUCGAGGGCUGACAUACUUGAUUUCAAAAAUUCUGGGUCUGCAUCACUUAUUAAAUAAAAAAGUAUAAAAAUAUGUACAUUACAUUUAGCUUAUUUUCAUAUUAAAAAGUAAGACAGAGUUUGCAAGACAUUUGUGGCUUUUGUAGUUUCCUUAAGCCAAAAUUUGUUCUUUUUCCCUUGAUAGCUUUGCUAAUCUUUUAAGCAGUCCUGAAGAAACAAACAAAAAGGACUUUCUGUAUAGAAAGCUCUACCCUAAGCCUUGAGGAACUCCAUGCUUUGCUAAUCAAGAUAACUGUUUUCUCUUUGCAGAAGUUUUGUUUUUGAAAUGUGUAUUUCUAAUUAUAUAAAAUAUUAAGAAUCUUUUUAAAAAAAUCUGUGAAAUUAACAUGCUUGUGUAUAGCUUUCUAAUAUAUAAUAAUUAUGGUAAUAGUUUUUGUUCUCUUGAUAGUGGGGAAUUAUAUUUGUGCAGUUGCACAUUUAACUAUUUUCUUUUGGUUUUCUUUUAGUGGGUAUACAUUUUACAGAUCAAAGUCAGCUGCUGAAAGACUGAUCUGUAAACAAUUAGACUUUACCCAUAGUGUAACAAAUCAUUUUAAUACAGUAUUUUACAAUCAGCUGGGUGAACUGCCAUCUGUUGUAUAUACUGAUUAGUUCUUUCAUGCUGUUUUGUGCAUUGUAACAAGUUAAGGGCCCUUCUAUUACGUAACAUCCUGCGUAUCUUGUAGUUUUCCAUGGGUUAAAUGACAAAGUGGCAUAACUUGGCCCUUUCUUAUUAAUGAAGCUGGUAUUCUGCCUGUCUGAAUUGAAUGUGCAGCUCUAAUGGCUGUAAGCUACAUGAGUGCAGGUAAAUAUGUAACGAAGCAGCAGAGGGAGGCAAAGGGAGGGAUCAGCACGAAAGUACCUGCUGGAUAGAUUCCUUCCCUCUCACAGACAUAAAACUCUUAAAGAGAUUAUCAGUUAAAGAGUGGUUCAAGAUCAGUUGAUUUUACACAGGCAAUAUUGGCCAUCUGGUUCUUGGUUCUCAUGGACCUCUGCAGUCAUAUCAUCUCACAGUGGGCAUGUUGUUGAGCAACACUCCCUGUGUGUUUACACCAGACUAGGACUUGCUUCAGCACACAGCAUCCACAUUUUCUCCAGCCUCAUAUUGUUCCUUUGACUAAGAUAGCUUGACCAGAGGUAAUGUGUCAUUUCCUUCAAGUCCCUCUUUGUCCCUCUUAUUUAUUAGGAAAAAAAUGUAUAUUCAAGUGUUUCAGUUUCAUCUUUCUGUUGGAGGGAAAAGUGUUUAAGCAAAAUGUUAGUGUCAUAGUAAAAGAGUAAUAUUUCUCCUUUUUUAAGAGUCCUUCUAGGUCUCAACUAUAUACAUUGAUAUUAUGAUGAAAAAUACAGCAGCAACAGCAAAGAACUUCUAAGUGAAAUCCACACUUUUUCCACCUAUACAUGCAGGUGCUGCGCACUGCUCAAUGAUGGAGUGUACCUCUCUGUAGUAGAGAAUGAUGAUCAGACAACAGUGUGCAUUAGGACAUAGGCUCUUCACUUACCAUGACUUUACAGAAGCCUGCCUUACAGGCACUUUCAGCCAUGCAGGGGCUAGUACAUAAUGUGUAAACUCUUUAAGCAGAAUACUGUGUUACUAAUGCAUUCAUCUUACCUCGUGUAGCAAACUGCAGGGUAAACAAAGAUACGCAUGUUUUAAAAAACCCAAAAAAUAAAUUUAAAAACUCAAACAAAAAAAAAAGGUAAAAUGGGGCCCAUAAUUAAUUUUACAAUACAAAAACCACUUUCCUCACCCUCAUAUUAACCUGUACUCAUAUUCUCUUUUGAGAAUUUUAAACUUUAGUGUGUCAAAAAUAUGCAAAUGUAUCACAAAUAUACCUUGUCGUUCCAAGAAAAAAUACAAUUUUAUUGGUAUAGCAGUAGAAACUUCUCAGUGGGGAAGGGGAUUUGGUCUAUUGAUAUAUUAAGAAUAGCCAUAUUAAUAGUUUACCUUGCGAUUUGCCUCAGCAACACAUGAAAAAAAUGAAAGAUAUCAUUUAAUGAAGACGCAGUGUAUAAUAUUACUGCAAGUAACUAAGCAAAAAGUAGCAUGAAAAGUAUUGCCUGGGCAAUUUAUAUUAACUCUGACAGUGAUUUUUUGUAUAAACACAAGUAGAACUGAAUCACAUGGAAAUAAAUGCCAGUUAGCCCUCUUGUUCCUGCUGCAGAAGGCAUCUAACUUAUACUGGCAAAAUUGUGGGGGAUAAUGCAUAUUUGCAAACUGAUCUAAUGAUAAGAAGCACAACUUUGAUUGUGAAGUCACUUUCUGUAAACUAUAACUGUCUACCUUUCUUGUUCCUUUAUCUGUAUCUUACCAUUUAUUGUAUUUGCAAAAGCUAAUUUGGGUUUAUUGUGUGAUUCCUUUGUAUUUAAGGAGCUUGGGGCAGAGCCCUGAAAGAGCAACAUUUACUUUACCUUAACCCAUGCUAUAUGAUGUUUUAGGCAACAUUCUUAAUUGUAAGUUCAAACACCUGAAGUGGCAUUCUAGACAUCUGCAAGUAUUGUUAUAGCUAAGUUAAUCUCUAUUAGAAGGUGUUGUCAGUUAGUGUUUAAUUGCUGGUGACAAUUAUAUGAUAUACUCUAUCUGCACAACAUAUAUAUUGUAUGAAUUGAACCAUUCACGGUAAACUUUGUUCAUUUCAGUGUCUCUCAAAAAUUGUGUUUUAUAACAAAAUGGCUUAUAUUUUUCCCAGAAGAGAAAUUUAGCAAUUUUUAAUGACUAAUGACUAGUGUAAAAAUUACCUGUUGUCCUCAGAUCUUUUCCAGGUAAAGCUAGUAUAAGAAUGGAACUCACAGGCUGUUUCCAAGGAUGUCAACCCUUUUGUAUUGUAUUUGCAAUCCUAUAUACCCACUUUUACCUGUAGUCUAACAGCUGUUUGUUUUCCUUCUUCCUUCACCUUGAAGGUAAAUGCUUUGUAAUUUUUUAAAAGCCACUUGAAACCUCAAUAAAGGCUGUUGCCUAAACAUGGCAUACUUCAUCUGUUCCUGUUUGUGCCAUCUGCUGUGAUGUCGUCAGUUAUAUGGCAUUAAUUUCCUGCCACUACAGGUCUCUUGAAGGACUGAUGGAACACUGGUGUCUGUUAGAACGCUUCACACUGUAGAUGUAAUAAAAGGCUUUUGUUAAAUAUUUUAACCAAAGAUGUGGAGCAAUCCAAGCUUUGAGCCACAGACUUUCUGCAUCAAAACUAUCCAUUUGAUUCUUUUCAUAGUCUCAUGUUGCAUUUCUACCUUCCCUUCUCAUACCUCAGACUGAUCCAUACCUCUAUUUGAUUUUUUUUUUAAAAAAAGGUCAUUUAAGAAAGUCAUUUAAAAAAAAUUUAAAUUAAAAAUGCAGUACUAAAGUCGUCUGUGUAUUUAAUAUCAGACCUGGGUUACUGCAGGCAUUACACUUGGAUUGCUUCAGAUGGUUUGUUGUAUCCUUUUUUCUUUUUUUCUUCUCUUUCAUGGGGAUUUGCUUCCAUAAAAUAAUGGUGAUAACAAAAUAGCUUGUAAAUGGGAGCAUACAAGCAUUUGCAACAAAUAUUAAAGUAGAGGCUCACAGCGGCAUAAGCUGGACUUUGUCGCCACUAGAUGACAAGAUGUUAUAACUAAGUUAAACCACAUAUGUGUAUCUCAAGGGACUUAAUUCAGCUGUCUGUAGUGAACAAAAAUGGGAAAAUUUCAAAAGAUUCUCCUGCUGAAAAUAAGGUAUAAUUUGUAUUUUGCAGACAAAUCAGUAAAGUUACUGGCUUUCUUAGUGA
This is a messenger RNA of Passer montanus (Eurasian tree sparrow), 7869 nucleotides long. It is a transcript of the gene MEF2C, whose product is annotated as myocyte enhancer factor 2C. The transcript has 15 exons. NCBI's taxonomy places the organism in Eukaryota, Metazoa, Chordata, Aves, Passeriformes, Passeridae. The coding region runs from base 1983 to 3497 and encodes 504 amino acids. The record is from RefSeq and is a predicted model, not a curated record. Gene Ontology annotation, molecular function: DNA-binding transcription factor activity, RNA polymerase II-specific; RNA polymerase II cis-regulatory region sequence-specific DNA binding; histone deacetylase binding. Gene Ontology annotation, biological process: positive regulation of transcription by RNA polymerase II; heart development; cell differentiation.